Molecule: messenger RNA, 1146 nt
Organism: Funneliformis geosporum
Lineage: Eukaryota; Fungi; Glomeromycota; Glomeromycetes; Glomerales; Glomeraceae
Source: the annotation of a GenBank genome assembly
AUGGGUAUUCACGGUUUAAUUAAAGUUAUCGGCGAUCAUUCCCCUAAUGCUAUAAAACAUAAUGAAAUCAAGAAUUACUUUGGGCGUAAAGUUGCUAUUGAUGCUUCAAUGUCAAUAUAUCAAUUCUUGAUUGCAGUGAGACAACAGGAUGGUCAACAACUAACCACCGAAACGGGAGAAACUACAAGUCAUUUAAUGGGUAUCUUUUAUCGAACAAUUCGAAUGGUUGAAAAUGGAUUAAAACCUUGCUAUGUCUUUGACGGAAAACCGCCAACCUUAAAAUCUGGUGAACUUGCGAAACGACUUUCUCGAAGGAAAGAAGCGAAUGUUAACCUUGAGGAAGCACAAGAAUUGGGUGAUGCCGCUGAUAUAGAUAAAUUCCUUCGACGAACUGUCAAAGUUACUCCAGAACAUAAUUCUGAAUGUAAAAAGCUAUUAGGCUUGAUGGGAAUCCCAUAUGUUGAGGCACCAUGCGAAGCUGAAGCUCAAUGUGCCGUUAUGGCUCGGGAUGGAAAAGUUUACGCAGCUGCGUCCGAAGAUAUGGACACAUUGACCUUUGCAUCCCCAAUAUUAUUAAGACAUUUAACUUUUAGUGAAGCUAGAAAAUUACCAAUUGAUGAAAUUCAUCUAAAUAAAGUUUUAGGUAAUCUUGAAUUUACAAUGGAGCAAUUUAUAGAUUUGUGUAUUCUAUUGGGUUGUGAUUAUUGUGAUUCUAUUAAAGGCAUCGGUCCACAUAGAGCGGUUGAAUUAAUAAAAAAACAUAAGACAAUAGAUGGAAUAAUUAAGAACCUUGAUGCUAAAAAAUAUCCAAUUCCUGAAGACUGGAAGUAUAAAGAAGCUCGAGAGUUAUUUCUAAAUCCUGAAGUUCUAGAUCCAAAAGAGAUCGAGCUCAAAUGGAAAGAACCUGAUGUUGAAGGAAUUGUAGAAUAUCUAGUUCGCGAAAAAGGAUUUAGUGAAGAACGUGUAAGAAAAGGUGUCGAUAAGAUUGAGAAAAAUUUUAAGGUCGCCACACAAGGAAGGUUGGAUAGCUUUUUCACUGCAUUACCAAGCGAUACAAAAGUUUCUUCUAAACGAAAGAAUGAAGGUGAAAAGGCAAAAUCAUCGGCCGGUAAACCAAAAACUAAGCGUGGAAGGCCGAAGAAAUGA